This is a messenger RNA of Strigops habroptila (Kakapo), 3563 nucleotides long. It is a transcript of the gene GUCY1A1, whose product is annotated as guanylate cyclase 1 soluble subunit alpha 1. The coding region runs from base 641 to 2707 and encodes 688 amino acids. NCBI's taxonomy places the organism in Eukaryota, Metazoa, Chordata, Aves, Psittaciformes, Psittacidae. The record is from RefSeq and is a predicted model, not a curated record. Gene Ontology annotation, cellular component: guanylate cyclase complex, soluble. The transcript has 9 exons. Gene Ontology annotation, molecular function: heme binding; guanylate cyclase activity. Gene Ontology annotation, biological process: response to oxygen levels; cGMP biosynthetic process.
CGGCUCCUACCCGCGCGGGAGCCGCAAACAGAAGCUCCUGAUUGCGCAAGUGACAAUUCUCGACGCUCAGCUCCGUGCGGCGCUGCACGAAGCCGGGUUCAUACGCGCCCUCCGAAGCCCCGCUGCAGCCCCGCGCACAGCGACUGCUGCGCCAGCCCCGCGCCGUGGCGGCGACGCUCCGCGGCCGCGCCUGUUGGCGGCCGGGCCGCGCUGCCGGGGCCGCCCGGGGGCAGCGACAAAUCCCACCCCGGGCUGCCGCCGCCACCGCCCCCGUCGCGGCCCGGGGCCGCCCGCCCCGGCCCUGAUUGGGCUCUCGGGGAGGCCCCUCCCGCCGGGCCCCCGCCCGCCCGCCGGGGCGGCCCCGCCGCCGCGCCGCGCCCUCUCCCCAAAUACACCUUUGCGGUGGUAGGGAUCGGCAGCGGCAGCCUGCACAGAGCCCUUCCGCGGGGCUGCGCAGCCGCGAGUAGCCCCUGCGGCAUGGGGCAUACAUUUGUUCCUGUGGUGAUUUAUAGCUACCAAUAAUCUUCCACAGUAGUUGCUUUAUCUGCUAUUCUGGCAUCUUCUGCUCUUGUUGGUAACAGAAGAGAACUAUUAAACACAAAGCCAAGUACUCAAACUCAAAGGAGAGACUUUGUACAGUAUGUUCUGUACAAAACUGAAAGACUUGAAGAUCACAGGAGAAUGUCCUUUCUCCUUACUUACUCAAAGUCACAUUACUGAGGAGCGUGACAAGGAUUGUGCAGAAAACAGCUCUAGAGCAGCUUUGCCCAUCUGCAAAGAAGUCCAUGAAAAAGAUGCUCAAGGAAACCUUCCUCAAAGGAAAACGAGCAGAAGUAGAGUGUACCUGCACACAUUAACUGAAAGCAUCUGCAAACUAAUCUUUCCUGAGUUUGAAAGACUAAAUCUUGCACUUCAGAGAACACUUGCAAAACACAGAAUAAAAGAAACCAGAAAAACUGGGGAUAGAGAAGAUUUUGAAAAAAUAAUCAGUGAUCAUGCUAAUGCAGCAGGUGUUCCCGUGGAGGUUCUACGGGAAUCUCUUGGUGAAGAGCUAUUCAAAAUAUGCUAUGAAGAGGAUGAACACAUAUUAGGUGUUAUUGGAGGAACCCUUAAGGACUUCUUGAACAGUUUCACCACUCUGCUGAAGCAGAGUGGCCACAGCCAAGAAGCAGGAAAAAAGGACAGACUUGAAGAUGCUUCUAUACUAUGCCUGGAGAAAGAUCAGGACUUCUUAAAUGUGUAUUAUUUCUUUCCUAAGAAAAUCACAAGUCUUAUUCUAUCUGGUAUUAUUAAAGCAGCAGCUCAUGUUUUAUAUGAAACUGAGGUGGAAGUGAUGCUCAUGCCUCCUUGUUUCCAUAAUGACUGCACUGAGUUUGCUAAUCAGCCUUAUUUGCUGUACUCUAUACAAGUCAAAAGUGCAAAACCUUCCUUAUCUCCAUGUAAACCACAGUCUUCACUUGUGAUUCCUGCCUCUAUGUUCUGUAAGACUUUCCCCUUUCAUUUUAUGUUCGACAAGGAUAUGUCAGUUCUUCAAAUUGGAAAUGGGAUAAGAAGACUUUUGACCAGGAGAGAACUUCAAGCUAAGCCCAAUUUUGAAGAGUAUUUUGAAAUUCUUACCCCAAAAGUAAGCUGCACUUUUAGUGGAAUAAUGACAAUGCUAAAUAUGCAGUUUACUGUACGAGUCAGAAGAUGGGAUAAUACUGAUAUGAAAUCGUCCAUGGUAAUGGAUCUUAAAGGCCAAAUGAUCUAUAUUUUUGAAUCCAGUGCCAUCCUAUUCUUGGGAUCUCCUUGUGUGGAUAGACUAGAAGAUUUUACAGGACGUGGAUUGUACCUCUCAGAUAUUCCCAUUCACAAUGCAUUGAGAGAUGUUGUUCUGAUAGGAGAGCAGGCCAGAGCUCAGGAUGGACUGAAGAAGAGGUUAGGAAAGCUAAAGGCAACACUUGAGCAGGCCCAUCAAGCCCUCGAAGAAGAAAAGAAGAAGACCGUAGAUCUUCUGUUUUCUAUUUUUCCUGGAGAGGUUGCUCAGCAGCUGUGGCAGGGACAAGUUGUGCAAGCCAAGAAAUUUAAUAAUGUCACAAUGCUUUUCUCUGACAUUGUAGGAUUCACCGCCAUCUGUUCCCAAUGCUCACCUAUGCAGGUUAUCACCAUGCUUAAUGAGCUUUAUACUCGCUUUGAUUACCAAUGUGGAGAGCUAGAUGUCUACAAGGUUGAGACUAUUGGAGAUGCCUACUGUGUCGCUGGAGGUUUACACAAAGAAAGUGAAACACAUGCUGUUCAAAUAGCGUUGAUGGCCCUGAAGAUGAUGGACCUGUCAGAUGAGGUGGUGUCUCCCCAUGGAGAGCCUAUCAAGAUGCGCAUUGGCCUUCAUUCUGGAUCUGUCUUUGCUGGAGUUGUUGGGGUUAAAAUGCCCCGUUAUUGUCUUUUUGGAAACAAUGUAACCCUUGCCAAUAAGUUUGAAUCGUGCAGUAUACCUCGAAAAAUAAAUGUCAGCCCAACAACUUACAGGUUGUUAAAGGAAUAUCCAGGUUUUGUGUUCACACCUCGCUCAAGAGAAGAGCUUCCACCUAAUUUUCCCAGUGAUAUCCCUGGAAUUUGCUAUUUUCUGGAUGCUUAUAUUCAAGGAACAAGCUCACAGACUUGGUUUCAAAAAAGAGAUUUGGGAGAUGGCAAUGCCAAUUUUUUGGGUGAGGAAACAGGAAUAGACUAAAUUGUAUAUUCACAAGUGUAUAAAAUAAAUUUAUAAAUAUUUUGAUUUUUUUUGUAUAAAUUGAAAAUUUUUUUAAAAUGUAUGAAACAUGAAAGCACUUUAGGUUGUUAACACCUGGAAGCCAGUAUUAAGAUUUCAGGAUGUCACUGACUACUUUUUAUUUUUCCUUUGCAUAAGGAAGACAGUCACUGAAAUAAUAUUGCAACUUCACUGUUGAAAGUGCUACUAAAAACUACAUUUUCCCUGUGGUAACUUGUAAGUGCUGUGUAGCAACUCUCUUGAUUUUCUCUGUGCUGAGGAUUCUAGAUGUAUUGUACAUGCAGUGUGUCAGGAAGCGUAAUGUGCAAGUGAUGCAGCCACAUGCAGUGUUGUGAGCUGGUGCUUAUCAAUGACUAUUAAGAUGUAUUUUCUUAGUGAUUCCAUAAGAAAAUAUCCAUUAAAAUAUUGUCAUUGCUAUCACAUACUCCUUCCAGUGCAUCUUUUGGGCCCCAUCCUAGAAGCUGCUGACAUCUAACACUGAUCACGGUCAAUGUGUUGAGGGUGCUCAGCAUCUUCUGGAUCAGGCUGCUAAUUGUAGCUAAUACAUAUAUAUAUACAUAGCAGAGUUGCUGCUUACUGUUUCAUGAACUUUGUGUAUAAAAUGAAUAUAGAUUAUAACACUGUAUUAUCACAUACUAAAGUUUCUGUAAUCAUCAAACAAUAUUUUAGUUCUUGGGGUUUUUAAAAUACUUUAAAAAAUAAUAUCCACUUGCUAUUAUGUAUUAGAGCAAUAAAUGUUUUCUUUUUGUUGUCAUUUAAAUUUGAAAUGCUUAAAAAGAAAUGUAAUAAAAUGUGCUUUGGAGUGUUUGCUUAGAAA